CAGUACGUCAUGAUCGGAGGAGCUCUCGCCGCCGCGUCCACGGGCCUCGUGACACUGCAGCCGGCCGCCGUGCCGCUGCACUCGCCCAUGCAUCUGGCCGUGCCCGCGACUCGUCCGGCGGUAGCCACGAUGUCGCUGCUCCCGGACCACAGCAGAUUCGCUCCGCAGCAGCUCGCCUCGCAGGUGCUUGCGGCGGUGCUCGCGGCGGGCGUGGCUUUGGGCCCUCCAACGGGGCUGGAGGCGGCUGAGGCGGUGGAAGACGUCAAUGCCGUCGCGGCGAAGGCCGCAAUCAGCCGCUACAACACCCAGAAGGCGACCGUCGCCGCCACCGCUGUCGUCGCGGCGCCCGUUGUUGAGCGGAGCAGCGCGCCGUCGGCGGCGCCUGUCGCCGCGCCCGCCGCGGGUAGCUACGCGAGCGCCGAAGACGCCCUCAAGAAGGAGCAGCGCAAGGCCGCCAGGCCGGCGGCCGCGGCCAAGAAGGCGCCGGUGCCGGUGGCGGCGCCAGCAGCGCCCGCCCCGGCGCCGGCGCCUCCCGCUGCAGCGUCCAAAGUGAGUGCGACGAGCGAGGCGGCGGACCGGGUGGCGGCGGCGGCGGCGGCGCGCAAGGCCAAGGAGGCCGCCGCGGCGCCGGGUGUGCCUGCGCCCUCCAAGGCUGCCGAGGCGACCAAGGCGAAGGUUGCGGCGGCCAAGGCGGCAAAAGCGGAGAAGGCGUCCAAGGCUGCGGCGCCGGCGGAGAAGGGCGCGGCGGGCAGCAAGGCGGCGCGCGAGGCGAAGGCGUCCACGCCCGCGCCGGCCGCCAAGGGCGAGGCAAAGGUGCGGUCUGAGGUGAAGAGCGCAGAGGUGGCGCUGGCGUCGGCCAAGAGCGAGGCGAGCAAGGCGGACCCGAAGCUGAAGGCGGCGGCGGAGCGGGCGAACAAGGGCGUUGAGGCGUCGGCACGCAAGCUGAGCGCUGCCAAGGCCAAGCAGCAGGCCGAGGCCAAGAAGCUCGAGGCCGAUUUGGCUAAGGCUAAGACCAAGGCGCUCGCCCACUUGCACCAUCGCUCGAGAUGUCAGGCGGUCGACAAGGCAAAGAAGGAGAUCGCGGCGGCGGGCGCCAAGGGCGAUUCGGGCAAGGCACCGCCACCGGCCCGAGAGGGAGAGGCGUCCGUUGCGUCCAAGCAGCUCGAGGCGGCGCAGCGCGCCAAGAAGGCUGCGGCCAAGGGCGCGGAGGCGGCAGACAAGGCUGCUGCCGCGGCAGCAAAGGCCUCCAAGGCCAAGGGCGCGGCGGUCAUCAAGGCCGUCAAGGCGAAGGUGGAGCCGUCGGCGGAGAAGGCGAAGACGGCGGUGGCGGUGGCCAAGGGUGCCGACGCCAAGGCGGCCGAGGCGGCGGCCAAGGUUGCGGCGCUGGAGAAGGCGCUGCAGUCGACGCGCUGAGCUGCGGAGGGGUUGGGGUGGAGGGGUGGCUGCCUCUCGGGUGUGGGCCAUGGCGGGCGGUGGGUGGGUGGGUGGGGGGGGGGGUAGGGGCGUUUGGUGGGUCCCAGUCCCGCCAACUUCUGGCCCAGGGCAAAGGAGGGGGCGAGGGCUGGUUCCUGGCCCGGUCAGGAUGCUCUCCCU
Molecule: messenger RNA, 1593 nt
Organism: Emiliania huxleyi CCMP1516
Lineage: Eukaryota; Haptophyta; Isochrysidales; Noelaerhabdaceae
Exons: 6
Coding region: 10-1413 (467 amino acids)
Source: RefSeq, a predicted model, not a curated record